This is a messenger RNA of Oncorhynchus kisutch (coho salmon), 3778 nucleotides long. It is a transcript of the gene zfp36l1a, whose product is annotated as zinc finger protein 36, C3H type-like 1a. The record is from RefSeq and is a predicted model, not a curated record. Bases 505 to 1596 code for a protein of 363 amino acids. Gene Ontology annotation, molecular function: mRNA binding; metal ion binding. The transcript has 2 exons. Lineage: Eukaryota; Metazoa; Chordata; Actinopteri; Salmoniformes; Salmonidae.
GACAUUUCACUAGGCUAGUUUUGUGUGGUUUUAAUUUAAAACGUUUACGCUUUUCUUCUAAUGCAUUAAAGGGACCCGUUAACAUGUAGAUAAGACUGUUAUAACGCGAAAGUGUAACUACUGUAGUUUGCUCAUUGAGCUUGCAAACUAACUUUACCCGAGAGUGAGUUCCAUGAUGCGCUUUCGGGCCAAGCGCAGUGUUCGCCUCUGAUGCAUGAUGUCUCUUGUUGUGAUUUUUUUACUUUUUUACUUUGUUGACUAACUUUCGUUUCCUUUUUUUGACUGCUAAUAUCCCGUCAUAAAAGAGUGAGUCAGACCGGGUAACUCGAGUGAUAUAACGGGAAACUUGCUGGCCUGCUACUUUUGCUCAAGGAAAGUGUUAACCACGAGUGCUUUUGAUGAUUUAAUUCAAUGGAAACAGUUAGCCUAGCGAUCGAAACUUCUUUUGGAUCAAUUGGGAUCUUUUCGCUGAACCAACACGUAAUUCAAAUCUAAAACAACAAGAUGCUGAACUACAACAACAACAACAUACUGAGCUCCCCCCAUCAUGCCAUGUCCACCCCCACCGGAGCCCUGCUGGACAGGGACAGGAAGGCUGUGGGGACCCCCUCGCUGGGCAGAGGGGUGUCUGUGUACCACUCGGUCACCCUUCCCAACCCCAGCUCCAAGUUCCACCAGAACCAGUUCCUCAACAGCCUGAAGAUAUCAGACCCCUCCUCCUGCUCCGUCACCUCAGGGUUAAUCAGUGGCAGCAACAAGGAGACCCGCAUGAGAGACCGCUCCUUCUCUGAGACAGGCGAGAGGCUCCUACAGAAGUGCCUGGGGCCGGCUAGUCCUACCAGCCUGGGAUGCAACAGCCAGAGCCAGCAGCAGAGCCAGGUCAACUCCAGCCGCUACAAGACGGAGCUGUGCCGUCCGUUCGAGGAGAACGGAGCCUGCAAGUAUGGCGACAAGUGUCAGUUCGCCCACGGCAUCCAUGAGCUGCGUUCUCUCAGCCGCCACCCUAAAUACAAAACCGAGCUGUGUCGCACCUUCCACACCAUCGGAUUCUGCCCCUACGGUCCCCGCUGUCACUUCAUCCACAAUGCAGAGGAGCGCCGUGGACCCCCUCCCGGAUCCUCCUCCUUCUCCCCGCUCUCCUCCAAUAAGCUGGAGCGUCCUCGUCUGCAGCACAGUUACAGCUUCGCAGGGUUCCCCAGCUCCGGGGGUCUGAGAGGAGAGGGCAGCCUCACCCCUACACCCAUGUUCUCCCCAGAAGAGAUGCCUGAGUGGCCAAGCUGCAACCCCUUCACAUAUUCCAGCCAGGAGCUGGCCAACCUGUUUGGCCCCAGCCUGGGAUCCGGCGGCCCCGCGGGGACCGAACCCAACACCCCUGCACCCCUGUCUCCGACCAACACCCCCUACUUCUUUAGGCCCAUGUCGGAGUCCCCCACUCAGAUGUUUGAGUCUCCGUCCAGCCCUCCACAGGACUCCCUGUCAGACCAGGAGGGGUAUCAGAGCAGCUCAGGGGGCAGUCUCAGCGGGUCAGAGUCCCCCAGCCUGGACACCAACAGACGCCUCCCCAUCUUUAGCCGCCUCUCUGUCUCUGACGACUAGACUGCUCCUAAUUAAUGUACGUUAGCCGUCGCCUCCCAGAAAGAGAAAAUGAAUGGACAAUGGCACUCCCCUCUACCAUGGUCCCCUGCCCCUUUCCUCCACAAAACAAUAUCAAUUUAUUUCCAAGUUUGAAUGAUCUAAGGAUAAAGUGACUUAAUUAAGGGAACUUGUUUUCAAAUCACCCCAGAAAUCUCUUCCCUGCUGUUUACUCCCCUCCCCCUCAUAGAGCCUACCCUGUCUUCUGGCAUAGUGCCAAAAUGGGAGAGGAAAUGAAUGAACAAUGAGAAUGAUGGUGUGAGAAAGAAGAAAAAAAAAUAGAUUGUUAGACUGUUGUUUUGCCGGGUGCCACCUGUCUUUCUGUUCUUGAACACUUAGCAGUGCUAGUGGGCCUUUGGCACGGGAAGUGUAUCAUCACACCACACGCCCCACUCUUCCACCACCACCAUCCUCUGACGUUACCACCUCUCAAGCGCACUUCCCUGGUCUACUCUGCGCUGAGCUCGCUGGAGGGUGCUCAGUAACAAACCCUGUCCUCAGAUCAACCACAGCUGUUUUUACUACAGACUUUGAGCAACAACAAAAAAUACAUAAACUGAAAUGAUAUGAAUAGUUUUAAAACAAAGUGCCAGGGGCAGUUGGUUCGUGCGUAGCAUGUGUGAGAGUUGAUUGGAUGGAUGGAUGGAUGGACUACUGUCUGAGAGUUUUUGAUUCAAUGUCGACUUGUCCCGUCAUAGUUCUUCUCAAGCAUUCUUUGUUGAGUCUCAUUUUAUGUAAUAGCGGAGCAGGACCGGAGCAGGAAGUGACUGACAGACACAGGAAGUGUUGCUGGUCACUGGCAGUUGUGUUUCUGGGAAGGAAGGAUGAAGGAUGUCUUUUAAUGUCUAACUGGUUAUUAAACCUUGAAGACGAUUUGGUUUCUGUCCUGCUCCCUCUCUCCUUCCCAGCCCACCUCCGUCCAUGCUGUUCUGCAGGCAGCAGGGAAUUCCAGCAUUCCCAUGGUGCAGUUCUUCCACUUCCUGCAACUUGAGAUGGGAUCUCUAAGCUAUCUUAUUUUUCCUCUUCAUUUUUUAUUGUUAUUAUUAUAGUUAUUGUUUGUUUUAAAACUUUCCAAGCAUUGGUGCUUGUCACUGCUUAUUUAACUUAUCGAAACAUAUUUAUUGGUGAUCAUAUGCAUUUAGUUUUUUUGUUUGUUAAUUUUGUAUUUAUCUGGAUAAUGAACAAUAGAAUAUAUUUUCUUUUUAUGUUAAAUUAUGAUCUUCGGUAUUAAUCUAAAGAUUGUGAAGAUGUUUUGUCAGUUUCCUUUUCUUUUUUUUUCUCCCACAGUUUAAUAUAUUGUACUACAAAGACUGCAACAAUAUUUGUAACUACACUUUGUUAAAAUAAAACUUAAUUUAAAGCAACAAAAAAAUACAGGAUUUUUUUUUUUUUAGCAUUUUGAUUAUUUAUUUGUUUUCCCCAUUAUUGGACUGCAAUUCUAGCAAAAUAAUACCUGUUGCAUUAUCAUCCCGUGACUGUCCUAUCCUCCCUUACUCUGUAGAACGUUUUCUCUGACCGUAACAGUACUUUACUGUUCCUACUUCGUUCGGCUGUUUGUAUUCUAUUAAAUCACACCAGCUUGGUUCCAUAUGGAGACCAAUCAGGAUUCUCUUUCAUAAUUAUGACUAAAGUGGUAAAACCAAGAGGUACAACACAUAAUGAUGAGUAUCCCCAUGUUCACUCUCACAUCCUGAUUUAAGUGUAGGGUUUAAAGGAAGGUUAUGGCUGAAUGUUGUGUAAUACACUUUAACCAAGGAUUUAGAGGGAAAAUACUGUUUGUAUUACAAGCAAUAGCAGUGACCAAAUGGGUUGAGGAGAAGACAUCUGUGUUUUUGAUUGGAUGUUUGAUUCACUUGCAACUGUUAUAAAGGGCCUACUUUUGAAUACAUUCCAGGUAGCAAACUAAGGACUUUUAUAUUAAACGAUGGAAGAUGGUGAAAUUGUUUUAAUUCCUUGUUCCGUGUUUCCUUAAAGUUUUGAGCAAGGUUAAACCGGAUUAUUGACACAAAGAAAGUACAACUGUUGAAUGUAUUUUUCCAGCCAUGGUUUUUCACUACAGUCAUUUCUAUGUGAGUUUAUAUUAAAAACUGAUUUCUCUUUUUGUAACUAUUGAUUGCAGUUAACCAAUAAACCCUGUAUUUUUGAA